Cyprinodon variegatus (sheepshead minnow) is the source of this 2371-nucleotide messenger RNA. It is a transcript of the gene tgm2, whose product is annotated as transglutaminase 2. Gene Ontology annotation, biological process: peptide cross-linking. The coding region runs from base 95 to 2137 and encodes 680 amino acids. The transcript has 15 exons. The record is from RefSeq and is a predicted model, not a curated record. Lineage: Eukaryota; Metazoa; Chordata; Actinopteri; Cyprinodontiformes; Cyprinodontidae. Gene Ontology annotation, molecular function: protein-glutamine gamma-glutamyltransferase activity.
CUAGCUCUUACUCUGCCGGGUCAGUCAGUAAAAGCUGCCUGCAGCUGGAGUGAAACUUUCUCCUUAGAGGAUAAAUAACCACUUCGCUGCAGAUAUGAGCCAAGUAGAAAAAGUGUUGGAUAUUCAGCGCUGUGAUCUGAACAUUAAGAGUAACAGCAGCAGCCAUCACACUGAGCUGUAUGGAGAGGAGCGGCUGAUUGUCAGGAGGGGGCAACCCUUCAGCAUUGUCUUACACCUGUCACCUAGCAACAAAGAGUUCAAAGAGGGAGAAGAAAACUUCAAGUUUAUUGUUGAAACUGGUCCAUUACCCAGAAGAGAAUCUGAUACUAAAGUUACCUUCAGUUUACAGGAAUCCACUGUGGACACAGAGUGGAGCGCCUCUGCUUCCAAAGAUGCCUCUGGAGGCACAAUAACUGUAUCUAUCAGUUCGUCCCCCAAAGCCCCCAUUGGGGAGUACACUUUGACCUUAGAUCAGCUUGGUCAAAAGACCAGUUUGGGAAAGUUUACUCUGCUUUUCAACGCAUGGUGUCCACAGGAUGCAGUCUACAUGCAGAGUGAGGAAAAGAGGAAGGAGUAUGUUCUAGCGCAACACGGGCUGGUCUACAGAGGAAAUUUUAAAAGAAUCAAAGAGAAACCCUGGAACUUUGGACAGUUUGAACCAGGAAUUCUAGAUAUCUGUCUGAAGAUCCUGGAUGACAGUCCUAAAUUUGUGCCAGAUGCUGAUAAGGACAUUUCGUCCCGGAAUAAUCCUGUCUAUGUGACCAGGGUGCUUAGCGCUAUGAUCAAUAGCAAUGAUGACCGUGGUGUGCUGGUGGGAGAGUGGGCAGACUUUUCAGGAGGCAAUCACCCUUCACUGUGGAUGGGCAGCGGGGAAAUUCUGCGUCAAUGGGCAGAAAGUGGUCCAGUCCGUUAUGGCCAGUGCUGGGUCUUUGCUGCUGUUGCCUGCACAGUAUCUAGGGCUCUGGGCAUUCCAUGCCGAGUGGUGACUAACUUUGGAUCAGCUCAUGACACUGAUGCAAACCUGGUGAUUGAACGCUUGUACGAUGAAAAUGGAGACAGAAUUUCUGGGGAUGAUUCAAUAUGGAACUUCCAUGUUUGGGUGGACAGCUGGAUGACCCGUCCUGAUUUGGGAACCGAGUUUGAUGGGUGGCAAACCAGUGACCCAACACCACAGGAGACAAGUGAAGGUGUUUUCUGCUGUGGCCCAGCUUCACUGCAUGCAGUCAAAGAAGGAGAGGUGGCCAUGAAGUAUGACACCCCUUUUAUUUUUGCUGAGGUUAAUGCCGAUAUGCAGGACUUGGUCCGCCUGUCCAAUGGGAAGUUUGUGAAGUUCAGUGAAUCCACUAAAUCUGUUGGAAAUUUUAUCAGCACAAAAGCUGAGAGACAUGACAUCACACACCAGUACAAAUAUCCAGAAGGCUCAAAAGAGGAGCGGCAGGUGUAUGAGAAGGCCCAGAAACGCAACAAGCUGCUGCAGACAGGAGAAAAGCCAGGGCUCCAUCUUAAGAUCAAGCUGGCUAAAAACAUGAUUGUCGGCUCCAACUUUGAGGUGUAUGCUGUCCUGACAAACAACUUCUUGGACGCAAGGACCUGUAACCUGCUUUUCUUUGCCAGAGCGAUCAGCUACAAUGGAAAACUCGGUGACAGCUGUGGAUUUUCAUCGGAAAACUUAGAAGUGCCCUCUGGAGAAGAGAGACGUCUUUCUCUGAAACUGGAGUACAACAGAUAUGGAACAGCGAUCGACCCUGAUAUGAUGAUUCAAGUGUCGGCCAUCACCAUCGACAAGCAAACCAUAGAUUUCCACAAGGCUGAAAAAAUAAUUGUGCUAGAUGAACCGGACGUGGGGAUCAAGCUGCUGGGUGAAGCCAGAGUGAACCAGCCUGUGACUGCGCAGCUGACCUUGUUAAACUCUUUACCAGAGCCGCUGCUAAACUGCAGCUUCGCUAUAGAGGGCAUCGGUCUCACAGACGGCAAACCCAUAAAAGCAAAGGUGGGAACUGUGGGAGCGAAGCAAGAAGCAAAGGCCAGCAUUGACUUUAAGCCCACCAUCACCGGCUCCAGUGUGCUGCUGGUGAACUUUGAUAGUGACAAACUGAAGAACAUCAAGAGCUUCAUUGAUGUCGUUGUGAAAGAAUGAAUCAGACCACAACUCUUGGCAAUCGAGCCAUUUGAUGUUGUAGUUUAACUUAAAGCCAUAAUGUUUUCAUUUUAUGAGAUUUAAAUGUACAGUAAUGAAAAAGGAGUAAAGAUUUUUAUCAAUAUACACAUAUGUUUGAAUUUGUUAAUAGAGUACAUUCAUUACACUGCUGUUAUCCAAAUAAGAGGAAUUUGUGCAGAAGGCAAAGAUAGAAUUGAAAUGGAAAUAAAACAU